AUGACAAUUCCAAUUUCGGAGCAUCCCCCACAAGGUGUUGGCAUUCACCCUCCUAACAAUCCAUACUCAUUGUUCGAAAUUCCUGAGGAAGGAAUAAAACUUCUACCUGAAGAAACAAGAAACCAAGAUCCUCUUGUUCUCUUCUCGGCUCAGCUUCAAAACCGUCUCUAUGUCACACCUGCCACUUCAUUCGAUACAAAUAUGCCUGAAACUGUCAACAAAGAUUACACCACUCGUUCGAUGCAGUGGCAGAUGUAUGUUGACCAAAAAGGAUGGAAAUUGUUGGAAAAAUCGGUUCAAAUAACUGGAAAAAUGGUGGCAAGCAGUAUAAUACAGGAGUACAAUGUGCUAGCUCGUUUGGGACGAGAGGAAAGAUGCAUGUUUGCCCUCGAGAGCAUUGCUUUGCACGUCAGAGAACUUAUAAGUUUGGAAACGUUCUUCUCCAGUCUUCUCGAAUAA
Molecule: messenger RNA, 459 nt
Organism: Caenorhabditis briggsae
Lineage: Eukaryota; Metazoa; Nematoda; Chromadorea; Rhabditida; Rhabditidae
Exons: 4
Coding region: 1-459 (152 amino acids)
Source: RefSeq, a predicted model, not a curated record